AUGGCCUACCACAGAAAUACCUACCACAGAAAUACCACACUGGGGAAUAGUCUUCAGGAGAGCCUAGAUGAGCUCAUACAGUCUCAGCAGAUCACCACCCAACCACCCACCCAGCUUGCCCUUCAAUUUGACAAAGCUAUCAAUUCUGCAUUGGCACAACAGGUCAGAAACAGAGUCAAUAUCAGGGGCUCCCUGCACACAUACAGAUUUUGUGACAACCUUUGGUCAUUUGUACUGAAUGAUGUUGAAUUCAGAGAGGUCACCGAGCUUGUGGAAGUGGAUAAAGUGAAAAUAGUAGCCUGUGUUGGGAAAAAUAGUGGUUCCAAUGCUGCAGAGUAAAGAGGAAG
This is a messenger RNA of Lacerta agilis (Sand lizard), 347 nucleotides long. RefSeq names its product transcription initiation factor IIA subunit 2-like. The record is from RefSeq and is a predicted model, not a curated record. NCBI's taxonomy places the organism in Eukaryota, Metazoa, Chordata, Lepidosauria, Squamata, Lacertidae. Bases 1 to 339 code for a protein of 112 amino acids. Gene Ontology annotation, biological process: RNA polymerase II preinitiation complex assembly; transcription initiation at RNA polymerase II promoter. Gene Ontology annotation, cellular component: transcription factor TFIIA complex. The transcript has a single exon. Gene Ontology annotation, molecular function: RNA polymerase II general transcription initiation factor activity; TBP-class protein binding.